Rhipicephalus microplus (southern cattle tick) is the source of this 672-nucleotide messenger RNA. Its product is annotated as arylsulfatase B-like. The record is from RefSeq and is a predicted model, not a curated record. Gene Ontology annotation, molecular function: sulfuric ester hydrolase activity. Lineage: Eukaryota; Metazoa; Arthropoda; Arachnida; Ixodida; Ixodidae.
AUGGAUCGUUCCAUUGGUGAGGUUCUGGCGGCUCUCCAGUCCCGCCGUAUGCUCGCCAACAGUAUUGUAGUGUUCGCCAGUGACAACGGAGCCGCGCCUCUUGACGAAAUCCCCGGAUCGAAUGCUGGCUCCAAUUGGCCCCUUCGCGGAAUGAAAGGAUACGCGUGGGAAGGUGGCGUGCGGACUCCCGCGGUGUUCUGGUAUGGUCGUCUGAGUGGUCGUUUGCCGCGGCCACCCUCGCAACAGAUGAUGCACAUCGUAGACUGGGCGCCCACUUUGUACACCGCCGCAGGAGGACGCGUUUCUGAACUCGGUGACGUGGAUGGACGUGACCUGUGGGGCGCACUUUCCUCCGGCAAAGGCACUGAACGUGGAGAUGUGAUUCUGGAAAAUGGUGGCUUGGAUCAAGCCACGGCUAUCAUCUCUGGCAGGCUACCCCGCCUACCCAAGGACCAGAUCAGGGGGGAGAUCCCGAUUCAGAGGGCGUUCCCGAUCCAGAAACCGUUUUUGAUCCAGAGGCCGUUCUCGUUCCGGAGGGCGCCCCUCGACCCUGUCGGCAUCCGACAACCGCCGGUCAUCUCGGGAGUGCUCCAGAUACCGAUCGAGAACGAGACUAACAGUCACGCAGCAGCAGCAGCCGAACAAUGGCUCCUGGGCCAGCAGGGUUGCUGA